Molecule: messenger RNA, 1858 nt
Organism: Oppia nitens
Lineage: Eukaryota; Metazoa; Arthropoda; Arachnida; Sarcoptiformes; Oppiidae
Exons: 3
Coding region: 32-1714 (560 amino acids)
Source: RefSeq, a predicted model, not a curated record
AGUUAAGUUUAGUAACAAUUGUUGUGACGUAAUGUCAGUGCCUUUUAGUUCACAAAACAAACACAUUAUGACCGACAUUACGAUGGACUGCAACGGCAUCGGCGGUAAUGAUGGACAACAAGCUAUGGAUACGAGUGGUGACCGAAAUGACAUGAUUACCAACAAUAACGAAACGAUUUCAGACGCGAUUGACAUCAAUGACAGACCACUUUGUCGACUGCGAAGGUAUUUGUUAUUUGGCUGCGAAAACAAUGUUGUCCUCAGCUUUCGGUAUUCGUCGUUAACGGCGUAUCUGGACUUUGGUCACAACGGACUGAAGAGUGUACCGAAACAACGGACACUGCAAUGUGUGGACAGUUUGUGGCGAUCGGUAGAAAAGUUAGAUUUUGAGAAACAAAAGUCAAUGUCUAAAGAGAUUCACGAUGUGAUCAACGAUUGUUUACCACAUUUAAGACCCAAUUGUUUUCCACGUCUUUUAUGGUCUCUAUUCAAGUGUCAGAAUCCUGACGCCGAGCAGAGGUCACCGUUGCGGUCGUUGGCCUACACUUUGUUUCGCAAACCAUACAUACACUCAACCGAUGUAUUACUUUUUGCAUCACUCGUUGGCCGACAAACUAUCAAUAGUUCGCAUCAAUUGAGACAUCUUUUUAAGCAAUACUACGACAAUGAAGUCGACGAUAAACUCAUUGAAGAAAGUCUAGUGUUUGGUAAUCAAUUUGGUUGGACUCAUAAAGAUAUUAUUAAAUUGUGUCAUUUUAAGACCAAUUCGGUGACAAUGCCUUUGUUUCGGUACAAGAAUAUGCCUGAAAAUGUUGAGCCGACACCUGUCGAGAAACGGUUGGCUGUCUUGCGGUCCACUAAAUCGAAAUUACACGAAAUAGUCAGUACUUUGGACGACACACUACUUGAGCCGAACUGUUGGUUUCGGGCGCUAAACACUAUUUGGCGAAAGGAUUCGAUAAUUUGGCGAAAACUUAUCGAAAGUCUGGCCGACGACCGAUUGCUUCAGACUAUUCCUCAUAUUAUCAUCAAAUUUCCGAACAGUCAUCGAUUAUUUGAAGACAUUAUUCUACGUCUUCAGCGAAAAGAAACUAAAUUGACGUCAAAUUUCCUCAAAAAUAUUGUAUUUUAUUUGUGUCAACACAAAUACAAUGAGUGCCAGAAUUACGGAUUGACACAAAAAACACGACUUCUCCAUCAAAUGACAACAACAUUGCAAAGGUUGACAAUUCCUAAACAAAUCGACGACGAAAUUGUAGUGAUAUUUGACAAGAAUAUCGAUUUUAACCGUCCAUUUCUGUUCGGUUUGGAGAAGAAAAAUCGCAUUCGACCGGAUCUGUUGGACCAAAUGAUGAUCAAAGAUUUUAUAUAUAUUUUGUUGAAUUCAUUCAACUGUUUUGUGCCAAUCAAUGGUCAAUUGCAAAACAUAUUGUUUGUCAAUACGACUGCCAGUAGUGGACAGUACGAUACACUGGAAUAUCCAUUCAUUGAUAUGAAUGUAAAUUGGAAAAGACGAGUCAUUUUUGUGACAAACAUUCAACAGGACUAUAAUGAAUGGACUGAUAAUUUGGAUAACAAAUUGAUUAUUAUUCAUAUAAAUAGUAUUGAAUUCGUCAAAAUUGGUUCAUAUCAACCAAACGUUCUAGUGCUAAAUGGUUUUGACGUGAAAUGGGAGUCAUAUAUAUCCAACUUUUUCAACUUACAUAUCAAAUAAUUACAAGUAAAGUGCCAAAUGUUUAGCCGUAAUAAAUGCCAUUUACAGUGCCAUUUGAGUCACAUAAUUACCAAAAUUAUAUAUUUAUCUCAUAAUUACACUAAUUAUAGCUUUUUGAAAUAAUAUAUUUAUAUAUUUUGUAUU